ACAAUUAAGAAUAGUCAAUAAUUUUCCCUGACCACCUACUCCCCACCAGCUGACAAAGAGCGGCAGAUUCCAAAUCGAAGACUUCUUUCCACUUCGCUACCACCUUCCAAUUUUCCCAAUAUAUAUCUAUCUAUCAUAUCAUGUAAAGAAGGAGGAGGUUCCAUGGGUUGGGGGAAAAUUUUCUUCACAGUGGUGAUUACAUUUUCAGCAGCAUUGAUCACAUACAACAUCCUCAUCUCAGCAAAUGCUUCUUUCAAGCAAGAAUUCCCUGGCCCUUCUAGAAAAACUGCUACUUUUCUUACUCAAGACCCAAUAAUCAAGAUGCCAUUAGACAGAUCAGAAAACAAGAAGAAGAGGUUGUUCCAUACAGCAGUGACAUCAUCUGAUUCAGUAUACAACACGUGGCAGAGUAGGAUUAUGUAUUACUGGUUCAAGAAGUAUAAAGAUGAGGCUAAUUCAGAGAUGGGUGGGUUUACAAGGAUCUUGCAUUCUGGAAAGGCAGAUAAGUACAUGGAUGAAAUCCCUACUUUUGUUGCUCAGCCACUUCCCUCUGGAAUGGAUCAGGGUUAUAUUGUCCUCAAUAGACCAUGGGCUUUUGUUCAGUGGCUUCAACAAGCAGAAAUUGAAGAAGACUACAUAUUGAUGGCAGAGCCAGAUCAUGUUAUUGUCAAGCCCAUCCCGAACCUAUCUAAGGAUGGCUUUGGAGCGGCAUUCCCUUUCUUUUACAUAGAACCCCAAAAAUAUGAGUCUGUACUGAGAAAGUUCUUCCCUGAAGAAAAGGGAUCUAUAACAGAAAUUGAUCCCAUAGGAAAUUCCCCUGUCAUUGUUGGGAAGGAAGCUUUAAAGAAGAUAGCUCCGACAUGGAUGAAUGUUUCUUUGGCGAUGAAAAAGGAUCCUGAAGCAGACAAAGCGUUUGGUUGGGUGCUUGAGAUGUAUGCCUAUGCAGUUUCAUCUGCUUUGCAUAAUGUGGGUAACGUACUGCACAAGGAAUUCAUGAUUCAGCCACCUUGGGAUACACAAAUCGGCAAGGCGUUCAUAAUUCAUUACACAUAUGGAUGUGACUAUGAUAUGAAAGGAAAGAUGACCUACGGAAAAAUUGGAGAGUGGAGAUUCGACAAAAGGUCAUAUUCUGAUAAAUGGCCUCCGAAGAACCUUUCUCUGCCUCCACCUGGUGUUCCAGAGAGCGUGGUUACUCUGGUAAAAAUGGUGAACGAAGCCACCGCUAACCUUCCGAACUGGGGUUCUUAGAAUGGUGUUGUGAUUGAAGCUGUUUCACUCACGCAAGAUGUAUGAUGAAUUCGUAAUUUGUACUUUUUAUACCAAUGCUGCUCACGAGAAAAUCUCAUUUCCUCACUUCUGGGGGUAAAGGUCCAAUACCUAUGACCAUUGUUGGAAUAUUUGAAACUUCUUGUAUGCAGUUCCAUCUGUCCUUUAUCCUGUAGGUUUCAAAUCUAUGUAUAGUUGCUAAUGUCAUCCAUAUGCAGUAGGUUGCAAUGCUGAAACUAUGAGUUUACUAGUUGCAGCUCUUGUCAUUGCUAAGUAAACUGUAAUCUAAUGACAACGAUGGGAGAUCUUAAGUUUGCCGUUA
This is a messenger RNA of Lycium barbarum (goji berry), 1588 nucleotides long. RefSeq names its product hydroxyproline O-arabinosyltransferase 1-like. The record is from RefSeq and is a predicted model, not a curated record. The transcript is spliced from 7 exons. NCBI's taxonomy places the organism in Eukaryota, Viridiplantae, Streptophyta, Magnoliopsida, Solanales, Solanaceae. The coding region runs from base 163 to 1248 and encodes 361 amino acids. Gene Ontology annotation, molecular function: glycosyltransferase activity.